AUGGCGGAUCCGGGCUCGGGCGAGGCGCAAGGCGAGGCGAGUUUGAAGGAGCGCGGCAACGCGGAGUUCAAGGCGAGGAACUUCCUCAAGGCGGCGGCGCUCUACACGCAGGCCAUCAAGGAGGCGCCCGACAACCACGCGCUAUACAGCAAUCGGUCGGCGGCGUUCCUGCAGCUGUCGAAGCUCACCAAGGCGCUGGCGGACGCGGAGGCCGCCAUCCGCCUCAACCCCGCGUGGGAGAAGGGCUACUACCGCAAGGGCUGUGCGUUGGAGGCAAUGAAGCGCUACGACGAGGCGUUGGAGGCGUUCAGGGAGGCGGCGGAGAGGAGCCCCGGCAGUGCGGAGACGGCGGGCAAGCUGCGGCUGCUGUCCAAGCUGGCGCGGGACCACAAGCGAUCGCACCCCUCCUCGUGA
This is a messenger RNA of Closterium sp. Yama58-4, 414 nucleotides long. NCBI's taxonomy places the organism in Eukaryota, Viridiplantae, Streptophyta, Zygnematophyceae, Desmidiales, Closteriaceae. The record is from the annotation of a GenBank genome assembly.